CUCGCAGCUGUCAGGACCAAUUCAACUGGCAACCCCGCCGCACCCAAUGAAUGGGUGAUAUUGGUUGCAUGCAGGCGGUUGCAGUGGAGGCCCUUUGCGGUGGCAUCAGGAGAAUCAGAUUCUCGACGAGAAUAAUUCUACGAUUCUGCCCUGCAAUUGUUCUUUGAAGGGUACUCGCUCGCAACCUUCGGAGAACAUCCACACAAACAUAUUUAAGCCAGCCGAGCAUGUUGACUGUCCUCACCAAACAGCAUGGUCUUCGCUGCACUUCUACAAGUUCUUGCUUACAUCGGAGUCAUCUCCACCGCCCACUCACCAUUGGAGAUUAACCAGGCUCUGGUUUUGCAACCCUCUAUCCCGAGGGAUAACUCUCCAGCGGUUCCGCCAAUCCUCCCGAAUGAACAUUGGGGCUACGUGAACUUCCAUUACGAGAUGGAUCAACCUCAUCCUAUCGACGCUUCCGAGGGGCGUAGAAUUAAUGUCAAGACACUCGGAGGGAACUGGACGAAUCCGAAUGGAUCGCUCCUUGCCAAAGUCCUUCCUGGCAUCGGAGGAGACCAAGGGUACAUUGAUAAGGAAAAUGUAUUCAGGCUAGAUGUUCGACAGGCCAUAGAGUUCGUGAGCGAUCGAAAGUACGGUUACGUGCAACUGAAUGGCUUCGGAAAAGUCGGUGGUGGCAACAACGUCUUUAUAACGGUUGAGACGAGGUCGGCUGCUAACCUCAAAUUCAAUAACCGGCUAUUAUACGCUCUUGGUGUCUUCACCGAUGCUGGCGUGUCAGCUACUGUAUGGGCGCUGGGACCGCCUAAGCACGUAUGAGUCACGACGUGGUUCAGUGCACCCUUUAUAGCUUCCCGUCACAAUUUUGGCCGCGUUUUGCCCCUUUGUGCAACCCCUGUAAACUGCUCUUGUAAAUAUCCAUCCGACCUGCAUUCACCGAAUAUACUUGUCUAUGGCUG
This is a messenger RNA of Cantharellus anzutake, 959 nucleotides long. RefSeq lists its product as uncharacterized. NCBI's taxonomy places the organism in Eukaryota, Fungi, Basidiomycota, Agaricomycetes, Cantharellales, Hydnaceae. The record is from RefSeq and is a predicted model, not a curated record. The transcript is spliced from 5 exons. Bases 253 to 819 code for a protein of 188 amino acids.